Cuscuta europaea is the source of this 1166-nucleotide messenger RNA. The record is from the annotation of a GenBank genome assembly. Lineage: Eukaryota; Viridiplantae; Streptophyta; Magnoliopsida; Solanales; Convolvulaceae.
GCUUAGCAUUUGGGAGCUAAAAAGUGACACCAGGAUAGCAGUUACUUUUAAUGAGAUGGUGCAGCCAAUAGGAGAAGAAGGAAAAGAAUUGACACAAUUCUUAGGCACCCUUGUAAAAAUGCCAAGUCAUGUUGGAAUAAAUUUUGAUGAUUGGAGAGAUGUUGCGCAUACAACUAAGGAAACAUUAUGGAGUAUCGUGAAGGAAAAAUUCAAAUUUCUACCGGCUGAAACUCCAGAUGUGAAGAAAUGGGUGAUUGCAAAUAUGGGAUCAAAGUGGAAGUCUUGGAAAAAUACCUUGAGAUCAAAAAAUUAUGAUCCAGCCCUAACUAUUGAUGAAAUGGUACAAAAUGAGAAAGAUAUGAGGGUAAAUAAAUCUCAAUUCACAGAACUUGUUAAGACUUGGAUGAAUCCAGAGUUUCAGGCAAUGUCUGAAUUAAAGAAAGGGAGUCGGUCAAAGAAUCAAGAGCCACACACUACUGGCUCAAAGUCCUUUGCUAGACUUGCUGAAGAAGAGGCUAUAAAAAAUAAUGGUGUCCUCCCAACACGCGGGAAAUUAUUUAUUAAAAGUCGAACUCGAAAAGAUGACACUAUUGUCAAUUCUACAGCAACUAGAGUUGUGGAAGCUCUUCAUCAUGUGAUGAAUGAGGCUGUGGACACUCAAGAUUCUGAGGACACUACUGAUUGGAGAAAUGAUGACUUAGCCAAGGUUAAGGGACCUGAAAAAAGAGGGCGCAUUCGUUGUGUAGGAUUUACAAUCGUAAAGGAUAAACAAACUUCAUCCUCUCAACAAUCGCAAAUUCCUAUUCAAGACCCACAAGUGCCUAUCCUUCAAGCGCAAGUUUCUUCACUUUCCAGAAAGGUUGAUAUUCUGCUGGGUGCUUUCAAACAUAACAUGACUUCUGGCCAAUUUAGCGCAAUUCUCAACAGCUUGAGUAAUGAGGUUGUUAAUGGACCAACACCUACUAAUGAGCCAUCAUCAACUGGAAGUCAUCAUACUUAAGAAGUUAUUUGGAGAUCAAGCUUAUACACAUAUAGUUGUUUUUAUGGGCAAUUUCAAUUUGCAUCAUUGUGAGCUUUAAGUUUUUUUUUGGACUUCUAUGGUGUAAGUUUGAGUAUGAAAGGAGUGUCUAGUUUCUGGAAAUAACUUUAGUUCUAUGGUACACGUA